GAGGAGGAGGUGGGGAGGGAAUGGGAGGAGGGGGAGGGCUCGCGCAGUGCUCCGCCGUGCUGAUGCCACUACGAACCCGUUAGCAGCCGCAGCCUCCUCCUCUUCCAUCAUGGCUCCCUCGGCGGACAGGCAGGGCUACUGGGGCCGGCCAACCUCAACGCUGGACUGGUGCGAGGAGAAUUAUGUCGCCUCCUUUCACAUCGCCGAGUUCUGGAACACAGUCAGCAACCUGAUUAUGAUUCUUCCUCCCAUUUACGGGGCCGUCCAGACGUUCCGAGACGGCCUGGAGUUCCGCUACAUCUGCUCUUUCCUCGGACUGGCAGCUGUUGGUGUGGGUUCCUGGUGCUUCCACAUGACGCUGAUCUAUGAGAUGCAGUUACUGGACGAGUUGCCAAUGAUUUAUAGUACAUGCGUCUUCGUCUACUGUCUAUACGAGUGUUUCAAAGAAGAGAACAGAGUGGGUUUAUUACCUAUCACGUUACUGUUAAUCUUCAGUGUCUCAGUCACUGUGGUGUACCUGCAGUGGAAGGAGCCGGUCUUCCACCAGGUCAUGUAUGGCGCUCUCGUGGCUUGCCUAGUAAUGCGAUCUGUCUUCAUUGUUACAUGGAUGUACCCAUGGCUCCGGCCACUGUGUUACACCUCCUUAGGAGUCUUCCUGUUAGGGUUCCUACUGUGGAACAUUGACAACAUCUUCUGUGACACAUUAAGAACCAGUAGGCAGAUGCUUCCCUCUGGUGUUGGAGUAGUGACCCAGUUCCAUGCUUGGUGGCACAUCUUCACAGGCCUCGGGUCCUACUUGCACAUCAUUCUCAGCCUCCAGAUCAGGUCAACCUACCUCAAGCACAGACCAAAUGUAAAGUUCCUUUGUGGAGUUUGGCCCACGCUGCACAUUGACCCACAGAAGACAAGUUGAAUUGACGGGCUAGGGACCGAUUGAAGACCGGUGACUGUUACACCCAGACACCAUCAGUACAGGGACCUGCCAGAGACACUGACGGGAACUCAGCCCACAGCUAGAGGGCACCCCGCUAGGGACCCUUGGGUUCUGCACCGUGGAGAUUCUUCUAAGAACAGUAAAGCACUGAAUCAAGUUUUAAGAAACAGAAGAUUUGUUUCAUAAUUUGUUGAAUUAGCAUUUUUUAAAUUUGUGUAAACAUUGUAGUUUCUCAUUCAAUUGAAAUGCAAUUAUGAUGUGUAGGACAGUGGUAUAUAUGGGUUAUGGUUGUUAUUUUACAUAGGGCUUAGGGACAUGGAAAGGCUAAAUACACUGACAUAGAUCUCUUAACUAAAGUGUAACUAAGACGUUUUCACAUGUCUACUUUUUACACAGUGUUGUCAUCCGGAUUCAAGGAGUAUUCUAUUGAUUUUAGAUGUGAUCACUACAUUUCGGUAGCAGGUGCCAACUAGAAAGUGAAAGUGAGAAUGUGUUUAUUUAGCACAGCUGUCUGGACUGGAAGACCCUCCAUAAUUUUUUACCGUACCUUACUUUAAGUUUUCCUCUUAAAACAUGCCAAGAAGGGAACAAUCAAUUUGUCUUUUCUUCCUCCGCCAAGUCUGCUGUGAGAUUCAAAACGCUCAUGUAACAUGGCAGGCUUCUCAGUGUUUUACCUCCUUGUAUUCCAGAAAGAAAUGCAAUGCAACAUCAUCACAUAUGGUGUUAUUGUUGUUAGGGACAAAGUUAAGGUUAUCAACAUGAGGAAAAUCACACACAGAUUUAGUUUCCGAGGACACACGAUUGCUUUCAGUCUUUAAAGUGACGCUGCACAUGUUGUCUCGCACAUGUGUAACACAAAGGGACAUUAAAGGGAAAGAUGUCCUUUUUUUUAAUUUAUAUUUUCCGGUAAUUGAAGGUGUUAAAGUAGAACUUAGGGUUAGGGUUACGUUUUAUUGUAUGCCGCUUAUUUAAGUCCUUUUUUGUUUCAUUUAUUUACACCGUUGCAUUAAGCUGAAGAGUCCACUAGCACAUAUUAUCUUACAUCAUAAGUUCUUUCCGGGAAACAGUUCACGAUACGACCGCUAGGUGGCAUCAUUCUCCAGCUGAUUUCAGACAUUGCCAAACACGCCAGUGUGCAUUGAUAAACCUUCUACCUGCAGUAGUGCUCGUAGUAUCUCUGACAUGGCCCUCCUGUGAGGGCCCUGUGGUGUGGAACAAGGGGAGGAUUUAUAGGUAGUAUGUGAGUACGUGGAUAAGUAAUGGUAACAACAGAACCAGGAGCCUCCAGGAACUGGUGGCCAUCGCACAGCUUAUGUUUGUUUGUGGGCCUCCUGAACUGCUACAGAGACAGCACGCAUUAUGCAUGUACACACUCUGUCACACUGCUUGGGUGUAACUACAGGGUAAAACAAGAGUUACUCACAAGCACAACAUGGGAAAGAAACAGUAUUAAUAUUGUUCAAAUGUCUAUGUGUAACUAUCAUUAACAUCCCUGUCAGAGAGACUUGUUAUCCUUGCAGUCAAAGGUAAAACAGAACCAAUCAAAUGUUCAAUUUGAUUGGUUCGGUUUUUCUCUGUUAUUCAUUUCUUGUGUCCAACAUGUUUGCCACAGGUCCUUCUCAUGACGUUAACUGUUUCUGUUAGUGCAAAACGUGUUGAUGCCGGAGGAGCAGACUCUGGUCAUGUGCCAGACUCAUGUCCUGUAUUGUCAAAUAAAAGAAAAUGUGUUUGACCAUUCGUCCUCUGUGUGGAGCCACAUUACGUCUCUCAUUUCAUGCAGAGCCGCCCCGAACAGCAAAUGUAUCUCAGUAACACCAACGUGUGAGUCACGCUUCCUUUAUCUACAGAUCUUAUCACAUCUAAUGUUUUACCGUUUGGAGGGUGGAUUGAGUCAGCUCCAAGGAGUCAUUUUGUGGCCCACUUAAGGUGCGGGCAGGUUUCCAUUGUUGACCCCCAUGGAUCAGCUUUGCUUUGUCUGACUGGCAGACUAGAUUCAGAUAUCUCCCUACGUUUUUUUCCCUUGUUCCUGUUAAAGAUUAUUUUUUUGGGGGGGGGGGGUUAAACUGUAUACAUGCGAGGGUCCAAGAACAGAAGAGAAAAGGUGCAGUUAAUGUACACGGGAAAACACCCUCUCAACAAAAUGAGUCACAGUGUGACCAACCACCAGUGUGCAUACCACUUACCAAACAGCAACCCACUCCAUGCAGAAGAUGAGGAAGUUUGUUUUUGCCUCACUGCGGACUAAAAACACCACAGCCCGCUCAGGAAUGUGUGUCACCUGGACUCUUACUCAAGGUUUUGCUCCUUCGUCACUAGCUCCUUAGUCAUUGGCAUGGGUUUGUCAUGAGGAAGUGGCCACAGACUUCAGAAUGGAUGUAGGCGUGUGUUUACACAGGGUUUGUGAUGAUGGCUCUGUGCAGUAAAGCGUGUUGGUGCAAAGACACUGACUAAGCAUAAUGACAGUUGUGGGAAUACUACUGGACACUGGGAACAAUUUACAGAUGAAGUUAAAAUCCUUUUAUGGUGUAUUAUGGCUUUUGAUAUUAAGCGCAGUGUUAUAUUACAUCUUUGAUUACAAUGAAAGACACAAUUGUAUGUAACAAACCUAUCAGCAGGGACUUUGAUUAAAUGCUAAAGAGCCAGGCUUUUCACUAUUUGCAGAUUAUUAGAGACCAACAUAAGUACCACAUAGUGGUCGUGAAGAGUUCAAACAAGUAAUAAGUAAACCACUGUGUGGCUUGGAUCUAAAUCCUUUACAAUUUGAAACAAAGGCAACAGCUUACCAUGAUCAAAACCUUUUAUUUAACUUAAUGGAGAGGGGUGAAUAUAAUAUUAAUAAGCAUUUACAAUUUACAAUAUAUAUAUAUAUAUAUAUAUUAUCUUACAUCUAUUAGAAUCGUGUAACACCUUUCAGCCAAGUGUGUAGGCCUACUGUAUAUGGGGAAAUUCCAUCUAUGGUCUUUUUUUCAGGAGAUGGGACGGCUUGGACCACUAUAAUAUAUAUUUUUUGUUUUAGUUUAGUUACUUUAUUCCAUAUCAUAAGUCAUAAUUAUGAUUUUUUUUUGUUUUUGUUUAGUAUUGGGUUGAACCAGUCUUUUUCAUUAUUUUUUUGCAGAAUAUCUGGACCAGUGUUCUAUGUGUAGGUUGUUUGAUGUGGUAUUGCUACACUGCUUUGCAUGGGUUGAAAGUAAAUGUAUUUCUUCUAGUACUUGAUUGUGAGAUUCUGCACAUAAGCUCUUUAGCCCGAUGGGUUUUCAAAUCAAUAGAAUGCUACUUCGUCACUCCAAGGUUUAGUAGAAUCAUCUUGAUGUCAUAAUUUGUGAGAUCUCAGUGUCGGUAUAUUUGAUAACAGUUCAGAAUAAAUGACGAUUGAAUACAGAUUAACUGUUAGUUAGUUCAACUUUUGAACUGUAAUAAUUGUAGUUUCUCAUUCUUUUACACUGUGGAUGCAGUUGUACAUCAGUUGGUCAUUAAGGUUUUCAUUGUAUUGGCAACGUUACCCUACCUGCAGUUUAAUGUUACAUGCAUAUUAUUUCUAUUUUAGACUUUACUUUAUUUUAAAAUGUACUUCUUAGCCUACUUCCACACAUUUUGGGGACUAAUACCAGAUAUUUUACA
This is a messenger RNA of Pungitius pungitius (ninespine stickleback), 4552 nucleotides long. RefSeq names its product alkaline ceramidase 3 (gene acer3). Gene Ontology annotation, cellular component: endoplasmic reticulum membrane. The record is from RefSeq and is a predicted model, not a curated record. NCBI's taxonomy places the organism in Eukaryota, Metazoa, Chordata, Actinopteri, Perciformes, Gasterosteidae. Bases 110 to 913 code for a protein of 267 amino acids. Gene Ontology annotation, biological process: ceramide metabolic process; phytosphingosine biosynthetic process. The transcript has 11 exons.